AAUUAGAUUACUGAGGGUUGGCUUUUCCAACCUCUUGGUAAACUAACUAGUAGUUAAAUUAUAUAUCUAUCUUUGUUUAAUUCGCGGGAAAAGCAAAGACAUAUAUAUGAUUCAACUAUUAGUUAAUUUACCGAAAGAUUGGAACAACCGGCCCUUAAACAAAUAAAUCUUGAAUCCGCCGUCGCACGCAACUAUUUUUAAUAUAAUAACGAUAGCAAUAAAAACAUCUGUUAAAUUAUCUAUUGCACAAUCAGCAAUGUAAUUUAUUAUAUUAUUUGAUCCAUAGGGUGUCGCAGAAUUUGAGUAAUGAUCUUACGACUCUUCAAAUUUCAGUAUUCGAAGAUUUUAUUGAUUGAGAUGAUUAAAAAUUUUUUUUUCAAACAAACAAUUAUUCAAGUUGGCCGUGGCAGAUCCUUUAUUUUGAACUGCUCAAAAAUGAUAAAAAUUGCAUGACAUUUAAAAAAAUGUCAAGAAACUGUGCGUGUGUCUUUCUAUUAGAUUUUAAACGCUUUGUUUAAUCUCACGUCUCUGUGAAUGCAUAUUUGUUUCCAAAGCAUUGAUAAUUACACAGUUCUGCGUUUUUAUUUGAUGCUACUGCACUCGAUAGACAUUCAGAGGAGGAGCUUAUCACGACGUGUCCGCCGGCCACGACUUCCCUGAACCAAUAAAAUCCCAGCCAGCGUAGAAUGCCAGAAGCUGUUAAAUAUCACAGAAGCUGCUGAUAAGAAUAUUACUGAAACAUUACGCGAGAGAGAGGAGAGGUCUUGAAUUUUACAAUCCACGAAGGUCAUAAUUUCUUUCAUUUGAGAACAGGAGGACUUCUCUCAAGCCGGUGUCAGACCCCGAGACCCCAGUAGAGGGUUUUUUCCCCUCUAGAUUUUUCAAUCGCGAUUGUUAGGCAUCCCCCUAGGCUCUUUGGCCGAGCGGUUGACGACGAAUGCGUGCCACGUGAUGUAGCGAGAACGGCACGACGCUCAAUGGGAGCUCAGUGUCCGCGCAGACGUCGUCGAGGCCAGUCGUCUUCCCCGCUUUUCCGUUCCCUGCCUGCGUGUGUAUAUACGUGCGAGCUUGUGCGUGAUGAAUUUGUGAGCAGGAGCAAGGUGAAAAAUCCGGUUACGUAGGAAAGAUACAAUCGACGAAAUCAUUUGGUUCCUGGAUCGACCAACUGAUCGUUCGCGUUUCAGAGUGGACCUCGUCACUAAUUCGUCACCUCGUCACGCGCACACAUUUUUUUCACCGUAUAAUAAAACAGACAGGACUGCAAAGAGACCAUUUUCUACUAGCGGAGGAAAAGAAAAGACUCAGUAGAUUCACGAACAUCUUGAAAGCUGCAAGCAGGCACUCGAAGAUAAAUCUCAAGAAACGACAGAUGUUCACAUGAGUAUCGAUGACUGAUACCUUACUCCACUUUCGAGAGGGUUUCACUGAGAAUUCGCGAUAAGAUUGGCAUCGAUCGAUCCGUGGGACGUGACGAUAUUUGCAAACGGCUGAUACAACUAGAUGUGAAGUGUCAAUUUCAAUCUGAUUACGAUCGCGCGAAGAGAUCAGCCAAUUGUACCGAGUGGCUAACAAUAUAUGCGUAUUAAAGAUAUUGUUGACAAAUUGUGACAAUCGAAGAAAGAGCACUACCACAAUAGACUGUUAAGAUUCUUUUGUCUUCGCGUUCGCGAAAAAGGGGCGAUUAUUAAACGCCGAACGAAAGUGUCUACGUGUGUUGCAUAAUCUCCGUAAAUCCGAUUAAUUAAGCGAUCGCCUUUAACCGUGCAAGUGGCAGUUCGUGGCGAGUUAAUGCCGCGUGCAAGGACCGAUGGAUUCAUCGAAAGUCAGGUCGAACCCGAAUCCGCGGGAGAAGGCGAACAUCGUGUCGGUGUUGCUUUGGUGGUGGACCAUUAGUUUAUUCAAGACUGGCUACAAAAAAGCUUUAGAAGUAGACGACUUGUUUGACCCCUUGAAAGUCGACCGAUCGAAGUCACUCGGAGAUCGAUUAGAAAAACGAUGGAACAUCGAGCUGGAAAACUCGAAAAAAUGGAAACGCAGUCCGAGUUUGUUGAGGGCUAUUUUCCGCACGUUCCUAUUGGAGUACUCUAUGCUGGGAUUAGUACAGAUUUUUAACGAGUUCGUGAUAAGAUUAGGUACACCUUUGCUGCUGGGUGGCCUCCUACGCUACUUCCGGAAGGGUUCGGAUGAAACGUACGAGUCUGCCGUAUGGUUUGCCGUUGGUAUCUGCAUAGCUACUGGCUUGUAUGUGAUAAGCGGCAAUCAAACGAUCUUCGGCGCUUUCCACGUGGGCGCCAAAGUUCGCGUGUCCGUCUGCUCUCUAGUAUACAGAAAGGCUCUGCGCCUGAGCAAAACUGCACUGGGCGAGACAGCACCCGGAAAAGUAGUUAAUCUAGUAGCCAACGAUGUCAGUAGGUUUGAUCUCGUGACUAUCUUUAUUCAUCACAUGUGGUCGGCGCCACUGUCCGCCCUGAUCGUCGCUUAUAUUCUCUACCAAGAGGUCGGCUAUCCCGGUCUUAUCGGCAUCGCCGCCAUCUUUGUGGUCGUGCCGCUUCAAUCUUAUACCGGCAAGCUGUCGUCCAAGUUUCGUCUUCAAACCGCUAUUAAGACGGACGAGCGGGUCCGGCUGAUGGAUGAAAUUAUUUCCGGGGUGCAGGUGAUCAAGAUGUACGCGUGGGAGAAGCCGUUCUGCGCCAUGGUCGAGCUGGCGCGUAAGCUCGAGUUACGAGUAGUCACCAAGAGCUCCUACAUCCGUGGUAUUUAUAUGACCUUCAAUCUGUUCACCACUCGGAUGGGGCUGUUCUGCACCCUCGUAUCCAUGCUGGUGUUCGGCAACGAGCUGACCGCCGCCAAGAUCUUCGUCGUCUCGUCCUACUUCAACAUCCUCGCGCACACCAUGACCGGCAUGUUCGUGCGCGGCUUCGCCGAGUUGGCCGAGUGUAUGGUGGCUAUACGCAGGCUCCAGACUUUCCUCAUUUACAACGAGUUCCAGGGCAGUAACGUCAUUUUCUCCAGAGCGUCCUCCGGCAACAAUUCGGAUUUCAAGCAGGCCCCCAAACAGGAUCUGCCCUACAUUGAUGACGAUGUCGUGGAGAAUCAGUUGGGGUCACAUGGAGAGGAUAGCGAGCAUAGAAAACAAAACGGUCUGUUGAUCGUUGCCAGCGACUUGUUGAAGAACACUGCUAAUUUUGUUGGAGAAAAUAAACAAUCCAUGUACGAUACGAACAACUGGGCGAUCAAUAUGAUUAACGUUAAUGCUAAAUGGGAGGAAAGACAAUCGGAGAACACUCUGGAGAAUCUGAAUUUGGAGAUCGAAAAGGGCAAGCUGUACGCGGUGAUCGGCAUGGUGGGCAGUGGCAAGAGUACUUUCCUGUCCGCGAUUCUGGGCGAGAUCAGUCUGACGGGAGGUCAAGUAAAGGUGAACGGCGACAUCAGCUAUGCCAGCCAGGAGGCCUGGGUCUUCGGUGCCACCGUCCGACAGAAUAUACUCUUCGGGCAAACUUACGAACGCCAACGGUACCAGAAGGUGGUCAAAGCUUGCGCCCUGGUACGGGACUUCAAGCAAUUUCCGCAGGGAGAUCAGACCAUUGUGGGUGAACGGGGCAGCUCAUUAUCUGGCGGUCAGAAGGCAAGGAUCAACUUGGCCAGAGCUCUAUACAGGCAGUCGGACAUCUACUUGAUGGACGAUCCUUUGAGUGCGGUCGACGCCCAUGUCAGCAAACAUCUGUUUCAAGAAUGUAUGCAAAAAUACCUGGCUGGUAAAACGAGAAUUUUAGCGACGCAUCAGCUACAGUAUAUAAAAGGAGUGGACGCUAUUAUACUGCUUGAACAGGGAAAAAUGCAGUACUUCUCGCAUUAUCAGGACUUAUUGGAAUAUCGACCCGAAUACGGAGUACUCCUGGCAACGGAGAAUGAAGUAGUCGACGACUCGUCCUUAGAAAGUAGUAUAAACUUACGACGACAGUUUUCCUCCACAAGUAACAGAAGUCGCACUCCGGAAGCGAGUAGCGGCGGUACAGACGACGAAGAGGAAGACGAAGAUUCCGAGAAGUUGAACGACGGUCUCGAGGGGACGUCGCGCGGCAUGGUUAAGGGUCCUAUAUUUAUUAAGUUUUUCAAGAUGGGUGCCAAUUUAUACAUGGCUUUUACCGUUCUUCUUCUGUUCAUCAUCACGCAAUUCAUCGUCAGUCUCAACGACCUCUUUGUGCCUUUCUUAAUCAAUUUUGUGGAAGCGCAAGACUACGAAUUCACCCAAGUCAACUUGAAUCAAACGGAUGACUCUUACACGAAUACAACGGGAUUACAUCAAUAUCUUGCCAUGGAGGAUGCAAGGGUGAUUCAUUAUGUCUAUAUCUACGCCGGUAUCGUGCUGGCAAUCUUCUUCGUCGGCAUCACCAGAUCGCUUGUUUUCUAUAAGACGUGCAUGACGUGCAGCCAGCGCCUGCACGAUAUGAUGUUCAGUGCGCUUAUUCGUACAGGAAUGCGAUUCUUCGACACUAAUGCGAGCGGCAGGAUCCUCAAUCGAUUCUCCAAAGACAUGGGCGCGAUAGAUGAACUAUUACCCAAGGCGAUGCUGGACGCCGGCCAGAUGAACAUGAUGAUGUUGGGAUCAUUGACAGUGACCUGCGUGGUCAAUCCCAUCUUUCUGGCGCCUAUCGUGGUCAUUGGAGGAAUAUUCUAUUGGAUCCGUAGGAUCUACCUCAAGACUAGCAAGAACAUCAAACGAUUGGAGGGAAUAUCUCGCUCGCCGGUAUUCACGCACUUGAACGCCACGUUGAACGGUUUGACGACUAUCAGAGCGUACUGCGCUCAGGAUAUACUCAAACAUGAAUUCGACAAACUGCAAGAUGUACACACGUCUACCGUUUACAUGUAUAUCGUGACCAGCACUGCAUUUGGAUUUUUCUUGGACAUGUUCUGCUUCCUCUUUACCUCACUUGUCACCUUCAGCUUUUUGCUACUCAAACAAUCAUUUACUGGCGGCGAGGUCGGUUUGGCCAUCACUCAGGUAAUGGCAAUGACCGGGAUAAUUCAGUGGGGGAUGCGACAGAGUGCGGAGGUGGCAAACCAGAUGAUGGCAGUGGAACGUGUACUCGAAUACGUUCAGCUGCCGGAAGAACCAAAUCUGAGAGAUCGGGGGGCAUACGUGAAGAAAAAAGACAAAAAUGCAGCACUACCGUGCAACGCCCCCAAAGACUGGCCUGACCAAGGCUGUAUUACAUUCAAGGAAGUUAAUAUGCGCUACGCGGCCGAGGAUGCACUUGUUCUCAGGGACUUGAAUAUAAUAAUUCAUCCUGGGGAGAAGGUUGGUAUCGUGGGAAGAACAGGCGCCGGUAAAUCGUCGCUGAUAUCAGCAUUGUUCCGAUUGGCAAAAGUUGAGGGAACCAUCCUGAUUGACAACGCGGACACGGGUUUGAUGGCUUUGGAGGACUUACGACGCAAAAUAUCCAUCAUUCCCCAGGAUCCCGUUUUGUUCUCAGGUACUCUGAGACGUAAUUUAGAUCCUUUCAACGAGUUUCCCGACACGGAUUUGUGGGAGGCGCUUGAAGAGGUUGAGCUGAAGGAGGCGGUCAUUACUCUCGGAAACGGUUUGGAAAGCCGUGUAUUUGACAGAGGCAGCAAUUACAGCGUUGGACAGAGACAGUUGGUGUGUUUAGCGAGAGCCAUCCUGAGGAACAACCGCAUAUUGAUGCUGGACGAGGCGACCGCGAACGUAGAUCCGCAUACCGACGCAUUGAUUCAACGGACUAUCAGGAAGAAAUUCGCAACGUGCACGAUGCUCACAGUGGCGCAUCGACUGAACACCAUAAUGGACAGCGACAAGGUUCUGGUGAUGGAUAAGGGUCGUAUGGCUGAAUACGAUCAUCCUCAUAUAUUACUGAAAAACAGCUAUAGUCAAUUUACUUCGUUAGUAAAAGAGACCGGACCAGGCAUGUACGAUCAACUGGCCAAGGUGGCGAGGCAGGCCUAUUUCAACAAGUACGGAGAAACGUAACAGGAAGAAAAGAUGAAUUUUACACCAGUGUCUCGUUAGUUAGAUUUCUCGAAGUAAAAACGUAAAUAUGCUCAGAUACUUACGGUGUAGAAAAAGAUAUAUGGACAUAUGUGCAUAAUAGCACAUGCAGAUGAAAGUAACAUUUCUAGAAGAUCAACACCAUAUUGUCUUUCUUCGAGACAUUAUGGACACGACACUUCCGUCAAGUAUCAUAACAUUGUGAUUUAAAAGUAAUUUGAAGCGCAACACGCAUCUAAGGAAUCAUAUUUUGGUAUCAAUUUUAAUGAGAACGUCGUCGCGAGAUCAUUUUUGACGACCUCGCCAUAAGAUUUUGUAAAAAGUUUCUGUCACGCGUCGAACCUUACGAUACUGCUAUAUUUUUCUACUAAAUACUUUUGCAUAUUACAGAAAUUACAAAUACUUAAUUCUUGUGAUAAAGCGAAAACAUAUAUUGAUAAUGAACCAAAGUACUGAGAUAAGGUGUAAUUUAUCGCAAACUUGUAGUUAUUAUAAAUCGAAGUUGUACCUAA
Molecule: messenger RNA, 6522 nt
Organism: Vollenhovia emeryi
Lineage: Eukaryota; Metazoa; Arthropoda; Insecta; Hymenoptera; Formicidae
Product: multidrug resistance-associated protein 4-like
Exons: 17
Coding region: 1808-5992 (1394 amino acids)
Biological process (GO): transmembrane transport
Cellular component (GO): membrane
Molecular function (GO): ATP hydrolysis activity; ABC-type transporter activity; ATP binding
Source: RefSeq, a predicted model, not a curated record